CGUGGUCGGUCCUUCAAACUAACCUACUCCAAACGCAAGCUCAAUGAGGCUGUAAAUUCAACAACUUAAAUCCUUUUUACCUUUGGUUUAUUAUCUGACGCCUGUCACAAAUAGGGGAACGAGCACCCAACUCUAUCAACCGCCUCCUCUUUUCUCACAAUGUUAUAAGUACUUACCUACCUAACCUAUCUUCAUUUAAUUUGCCUGCCUUUUUUUCUUCCCAAAAAAACUAUUUCCUCUUUAUAAUCAAGAAACUAUCGAUCCUACGACUUCCGCGACUACUCGCCGUCGCGCAUCACAUUUUCUAGACAUUAACAUCUAGUCCGAGUCGCCUUCGCGAACUAAAUAUUCUAUCAUCAUGGCCGAUGUAGAUGAUGAACUCCUAGCCCUCGUCGGAGGCGACGAGUCGUCUGAUGAGGAGCAAGAGCAACCUGCGAGUCCUAGUCGUUCUGUAUCUGGUUCACCCGACCCCGAAGCCAAGGAUCAAAUGUCGAGCAAGACGAAGCACAAGUCUAGCAAGAAGAAACAUGAUGAUUCGGAUGAGGAGGAAGGCGAGGCUUCUUCUAUUGCCUCUCCUGCCUCGCAGAAUUCUGCACCCAUGGACGAAUCUGAUUCCGAGUCCGAUACCUUGCAGGCUACCAACACCAACGGCAAGAUGGACGAUGAUGAUGAUAACAAGUACCCCAUCGAUGGAAUUUAUGCAAGUGAGGCAGAGAAGGAAGAGAUUUUAGCUAUGCCCGAACUCGAGCGAGAGCAGUUGCUUGCUAGACGUCAGGAGGAAGUUGAUCGCCAGCGACAAAACACCUUACUUCGUCGAUUACUAAAAACGAGAGAGGACGAUAGUCAGUCGGUUAAGAAGCGCAAAGCUAGUGCUGCUGACCUAGAUGAAUCCCAGCGCAAGCCCUCACGACAGCGAACAAGAGUUGGUGGUUCAAGAGUGGGCGAGACGAGCUCUGGCAUUGAGUCGCUCCGCCGCGCUCGAGCCGAAAAGAACGAUCGGCAGCGCCGUAGAGAAGAAGAUCGAGAGCGCAAUAAGAAGUCACACCUAGGUUCGCGUGAUAGUCCCGGUCGCGAUGCCGACGAUGAUAGCGACGUCGAGUGGGCUGGUAGAUCAAGGGACAGGUUUUCCAAGUCACGAACUCCCGAAGUGAAAGAGACCCCCCUUGCCGACAUCCGUGAUUUCGAGCGCGUACGACUUGGCCGCAGCCGAUUCGCUCGAGUUUGUUUCUAUCCUGGUUUUAACGAAGCCAUCACCGGAUGCUACGUCCGUAUCGCUCUUGGUCCAGGUUCCGACGGCUCUAAUGUCUACCGAAUGGCUCUUAUUAAAGGGUUCACACAGGGAAAGCCAUAUGCCAUGGAGAAGCCAAACGGUCAGAACUUUGUCACCGAUCAGUAUAUCAGAGCCGCACAUGGCAAAUCUGAAAGGGACUGGCCUUUCAUCAGUUGUUCUGACUCGCCUUUUACAGAGGCCGAGUUCAACCGCUAUAAAAAAGUUUGCCAAGACGAGGGCGUUAUCUUUCCCAAGAGACCAACACUAGACGCUAAAAUUGACGAUAUUAAUGCUCUAGUGAAUCGCUCCUGGACCGAUGCAGAGGUGAAUGCUAAGAUUGAGCGAGAGCGGAGUCUGCUCAGUAAAUUCACGCCUACUGAGCGAAACCGAUUAGUUGAGUUGAUCGAGGAAGCUAGACGACGCGGAGACGACGCACGAGUUUCGGAACUCCAAGAUAAGCUGGACUCCCUCGAAACUCCACGUCUGGCUUUUAAGACCAGCCUCACGCCAUCGAAUAAGUCGACCAGUUCAACACCAACGCAGCAGGAACGAUUAGCAGCUUUGAAUGCUGAAAACCGUCGACGUAACGUGGAGGCUGUCCGUAAGGCACAGCUAAUGGAGAAAGCGAAGGCGCGCCAAAUUGAAGCACGCGUUGCGCGUGGAGAAGAUGUCAAUGAAGACACUUCACGACGUCUCAGAACCAAGCCUAAGUUUAGGCAGGACAUUAAUGAGUCCACCGAGCCCAAGUCGACGCCAGCCAAUGGCAGUGGUGCAUCGACACCUGCAAACGGCACACCAAAGCAGAGUGCUACUACGAAAGCACCACUUCUACCUCAUCUGCAGAAGCUGCAGCUACAGAACCACCAGGCAGGGAAAGACAAGAAGGGGAUCCCUCAGAUUCAUAAACCGAUCGUGGAUGAUGAUAUCAUCGCGGCUUUGGAUCUUGACAUUGAGGUUGAGAUUGAUUAGACGGAGCGAGCAAAUUUCUGCAUAAUUAGACUGGAUUUUGGUUUCCUAGUCAAUGUUUUCUCUUUGGAGUGUACGUUAAAGGACGAAGUUUUCUAUCCAUACGCUCUCGGAAAACAAGUCACUAAGUUAGGUUAUUAUUCAACCAAGGGCAACUCUACCCAAGACAUAGGUCUAGGAGAUGGCGUAGAUGGCGUUGAGGAUAGGUUCAAUUGGACGGUAGCAGAAGAUAGGAGCAUAGCAUCAACAUUAGGCAUAGCUACAUAUAAUCUUCGCUACCUCUUUCAGCCAGUGCACGAUAAUUAGUCAGGUAGCUAUUUGAAAAUGAAA
Messenger RNA from Daldinia vernicosa, 2566 nucleotides. Its product is annotated as plus-3-domain-containing protein. The record is from RefSeq and is a predicted model, not a curated record. Gene Ontology annotation, molecular function: DNA binding; RNA polymerase II C-terminal domain phosphoserine binding. Gene Ontology annotation, cellular component: Cdc73/Paf1 complex. The coding region runs from base 359 to 2239 and encodes 626 amino acids. The transcript has 4 exons. Lineage: Eukaryota; Fungi; Ascomycota; Sordariomycetes; Xylariales; Hypoxylaceae.